Molecule: messenger RNA, 1483 nt
Organism: Lentinula edodes (shiitake mushroom)
Lineage: Eukaryota; Fungi; Basidiomycota; Agaricomycetes; Agaricales; Omphalotaceae
Product: WD40-repeat-containing domain protein
Exons: 5
Coding region: 38-1483 (481 amino acids)
Molecular function (GO): protein binding
Source: RefSeq, a predicted model, not a curated record
AUUAAGCGCCGACCUGCCCUCUUUACGACCUCCCGUUAUGGUGGCGAAAUCACGUCCAGCAACGAAGAAAACGACAGCGGAGGUACGGCCAACAAAGAAAGCCCGAAUUGAAGAUUCUGUUUCUAGGAAAAUUAAACAUCGUACUACAAAGACAAGCAACGAGGAACCCACUGUUUCUGUUCAGUACAAAGGGAAACAAAAAGCCGACCAGAAUAUCGUAAAGAAUCUAUCUUCGGCCGUUCUACCCUCAACGUUUAAAAUCGUAGCCGGAUCGUAUGAAAAACUACUUUACGGCCUCGAGGGAUCUACCUCUAUCGAAAACGAUGAGGUGAAAUUCCAUCUGAAGCCGAUAUUUAUCUUUCCUGCGCACGUUUCCUGUAUAAAAGCCGUCGCUGCAUCCCCCGGAGGCAAGUGGUUGGCGACAGGUAGUGCUGAUGAAAUUGUGAAAGUGUGGGAUCUGAAGAGAAAGAAGGAAAUCGGUGGUUUGAUGCAUCAUGAAGGUUCAAUCACCACCCUUCUUUUCCCCUCUCGUUCUCAUCUUGUAUCCGCUUCCGAGGAUGGUACGAUAGGAAUUUUUCAUGCGAGGGAUUGGAGCGUACUUCGUACCCUUCGCGGACACAAGGGUCACGUAAAUAGUGUGGAUGUGCAUCUGAGUGGAAAAGUUGCACUCAGUGUUGGAAAGGAUCGAAUGCUGAGGAUGUGGGAUAUGAUGAGGGGGCGGGGUGUGGCCAGUGUUAAGUUGGGAAAAGAAGGGGAAAUUGUUCGUUGGUCGACUGAUGGGGAGAUGUUUGCAGUUCAGUCCGGGAAGGAAAUAGAUAUCUAUGGGACUGACAUGUCCCUCCUUUAUAGUAUAACACAUCCUUCGAGGCUACAUGAUAUCAAGUUUUGUAAACGCGCUCACCAUGAUGGACAGGUGUUACUUGCAUCGGCAGAGGACAAGAAGGUCUCAAUAUAUGAUUUUCUACCCCUCCCUGGACAACCAACCGCAUCAGACUCUGGCGAUAACAAGGAAAGUAGUCCAAAAAUUGUCGCAGAGUUGGUCGGACAUGGGAACAGGCAAGUUAAAGCUUUACAGACAUUGAACAUCUCCCUCUUAUCUCCCCCUCCUUCGACUCUUCCUACAUCUUCUAUUCGUCGUCAUCCCCAUAGCACCACGAUUAUCUCGACCGUUUCAUCGGAUGGGAAAAUAAAUGUUUAUGAUCUGGGACAUUUACAUGAAUUUAAUGCUGGGAAGAUUUCGAUACAAGAAAUACAACCAGUAGCGACUUAUGAUACUAAGGGUACCCGCUUGACGUGCGUGACGCUCGGCGAAGGCGAAAUUGGGACUGACAAUGUUACUGGGAAGAGGAAUCGAGAUAGACAGGAGGUGGAAGAAGAAGAUGAUGAUGAGAGCGCUGAGGAUGAAGAGUGGGGAGGUGUUGGAGCAGAUGAAGAUGAAGAAGAAGAGGAGGGGGAGGAGGACGAAGAAGAAGAGAGCGAUUGA